UCGCAGCGUUAAAGAAAGGAAAUGCGGGCAACACAGAUGACCAUUAUCAUUGUGGGACAAGAUACGACGUAAUGCUACACUAGGCAAGGUGUGCGGUCUCGAAUGCCAUAGUCGGCUGAAAUACCUACAGAGGACGUUUAUGAGGAUAGACGCAUCUGUUCUUCAUUCAUAUAUAUACAUUAAGCGCACUCGUGUGCUAUCACGGGACAUGCAGCGGCGCUAGCGAGCGGUUUCGCUUUUGCGCUUGCCGAUAAGUUCGCUGUAUCGGCAGUACUACCAGUGUCACGCCCUCGAAGCUGCACCGCAAAUGUGUGGCCAGCCUGGAAAUGAAUUUCCCACCUUAUGUGCAGCCCUUCGACAGCGCUUCAGACACAGAAUUCAUUGAAGCACAGCUGAGGGCAUGUUUAUACCAGUGCAAGCAGCUGGAAUUGGAUAGUAAUGCUGGUGAACUGCUGUGGUGGGUAAACGACCUUGCGCAGUUGCUCAGCCACACUGACUUCCUGUCGCACCAAAGCCAGGCAGUCCGACGGAUGACGGCACAUUGCCACGUCUAUAUUAUGCUGUCAACAAUCAACAAUGUGCCGUACAGCUGCAGCAGCCUCGUGGAUGUGCUGCAGUCGCUGGUGGAUCAGCUUGCCUUGCUGUGCGAUUCAUCAAGUUCAGCAUAUGAAGAGCGCCUUGAAAUGUUUAAGACAAUAAGCCAUGGAAGAUUGUUCAUUCGUAUUCAUCCAAGAGUGCGACAGUUUGGUGCUAUUGUUCACAAACUGUUCAUUGCCCUUUAUGAUGUCGUCAGCCACAACAUUGGCCUCAUUUCUGGAGUCCGGCAGUUUCUCUCGCCAAUACUGAAUAACCUUGAGUCACCAGAAAAGACAAUGGACUUCAUAUUUGCACACCUAAUUCCACCUUUGAAGAAAAAGGAGCCACUGUGCUACACUGUUUCAAAAGAGCUGGUGCACAAUGCAUCUCCGUCACUGCAGGCAACUAUGGACAUGCUGCUACAAGGCUAUGUGUGCAAGCCUGUGCAUACAAAUUCUGAUUCUGUAUCCAUGGAAACAGCAGUACGCCUCCUUCAUGAAGUGAUUCGUCUCUCUCCCAUGGCCACCUCACUCGCCUUCUCCCAACUUGCUCAGAUGAUUGAGUCUCAGAAUGCUCACGAGAGGCUUUUGGCUGUGGAGUCACUGUGCUACUUGGCGUCGCGAAAAUCUCUCAGCAUGGCUCCUGGCGGCAGGUACAUGUGCCAAUCAUACUUAAAAAGGUGCACCGACGGGUCCCCUCGAAUCCGAGAAGCAUGUUUGAAGCUUUCAUCAAGCGUCCUGUGCUGUCCUGAAUUUGCUGAAGAUGUGCUUGAGGCUUUAACACAAAUACAGGCAGGCUGUGGUACCACAGUGAGGCACAUUGUUAUCAAAUCAGUCACAGAGGCUGCUCUGAAGGACUCUGCAAUCAUCACAGACAAGCUGAUUUCCCUCCUCACAGCUAACACUCACUAUGCCUCCUUCCAAGUUCGCCAGGAAGCCAUUUCCUGCCUUGGAAAACUGUAUAGGAGCAUAGCAAUGGACCGAGUGUGCCCUCAGAAGCUCAUUUAUAAAAUUGCCAAUGUCAUCCUGGAGGCAUAUCAAACCAAGAAUACCACUGACCGCAUGACUGUGGAGCAGACAUACGCUCAGCAUCUCGUACCAUUAUUGCUGUCUGCUUCGUACCGCAUGGAGCUUCUAUAUGCCCUCUACUGUAACCUCGAAGCAAAAGCACUGCGGUCAUUUGUGCGCCUGCAUGAGAAUAUGCAGGAAGCGCAGUUAAAGCUGCAAAGUGUUUUAGAUCAAGUGUCGACAGCACAUGCAAGCACACCCAGGCGCUCUAAUAGAGGUACACAGCUCAUAGAUGAGCUAAGGAAAGACAAGGUUGUGUGUGAGAACUUACUCAAUGCACUGAGCCACCAGAAAUCAUCACACAUUGCUUCCAGUCGGGAUGCAAUACUGAAGAGCCUCGGAGACAGAAGGAGUAAAGCUCUGGCUGAAGUAGAGAAGCUUUUCUGGACAGCUACAUCAGCUGCACUGAGUGAAGAUGAGGUUGAACAGCUUUUGGCUCUUGUUUCAGAGCAGAGACCUGCACUUUAUUUUUCCUACACAAGCAAAGAGCUGCAGCUAUUCAAGGUGCUGUCAAGGGUGUUCCCAUUGUCUUGUGGCAAACUCAAGUACCUUUCAGCAUCCACUGGUGGUCUGUGGCAAAGUGACAUCGACUCGGAAGAUGCACAGAUUUCCCAAUAGCCUUCAUAGUUCAAGUCUAGUAGCAUCUAAUGCGAGUGCAAUUUUUGCACAUGUUUUGCCAAGUUUAAUACAUAUUGGAGCGCUUUAGCCGAGCAUGCUCUCUCCUGCCAUUACUUAACUCUUUGGACAAUUGUGUAUUUAACAUUAUAGGUAAAUGUGUGAUGUAAAAAUUAUCAGCAGAGCAUUGAGGGUCAGUGGCGACUGUGGUCCGAUCGUAGUGCAUUGCACGAACAAUGCAAAAAAUGUAGGUUUGGCUCCCAUUGGCAUCAAGCUGUCUUUUUCUCCACUUUCAUUUCCCUUUUCCUUCCUAUUUAUAUGUUUAAAUUUCAGAUAACAGUUCAUUUUCCUUAUGCUUUCAUUGACUGCAGUAUCAGUUGGUUUCAUGUGGCUGUAACAAGCAAAAAGAUAGAGCCUCUCAAUUCCCUUUAUCCUUCUCGCCAGUCAAUCAGAAUGAGGAUCUCAAAGCAUGCAACUUGAUGAUCCUCAACCUACUGCUAUAAUUCAGAAGCUGGUGUUCUGCUGCCGAGUGUGAGGUCACAGAUUUCAUUCCCAGGAGCAGAAGUUGCUUACGAUGGACGUGGAGUGCAAAAUCACCCCGUGCUAGGCUUUAGGUGGAGGUAAAAAAUCCUAAGUGGCUAUAAUUGACCUGGAGCCUUCCACCACGCCAUCUCUCACAGAUCUCUUCCUUUGGGACGUUAAGCACAAUCGAUUGGCUCAGUACUCCACUAAACCAGGCCAGUUCAGCUUGAAGUGAAAAAAACAAACGUACGCAUUACAUGUUCAAACGCAUGGGUGCAGGCUAGCAGAGAAUUUAAUGUGCAGGCCGGGGACAAAAUGGACUAUCAUGCCUUUGGCCCAUCAAAAUAAUCAACAGAUACCUCCUUUUUUUACAGCGAUAUCUCUUAUUAGCUCUCGACUUGCUUGGAAGAAUCUGGAGUUCUGAGUAUGUGUUGCAGCACAUUCAACACCCAUAGAUUCAUAAGCAUGUUAGUGCCCACUCAAAAACAACCACUGUUACUGAGCAAUGUGCCUUUACAUUUGCCUUUCACAUUGAAGCAACUGCCCCAGAGUCAAGUGUUGUGUGCUGAAUGUGUCCUUCAGUGCACACAAGUGGUUUGCGGUGCAUUUGCAGAAUAACCACUAAAGCACCGAUAGAGUGUACGUUACACUGUAUGGCUGCAUUAUCCCUCGGAUCAUUGGAUCAUACACGUAAAGGUUGUGUGCUACACAGUAUAGUAUUCACAAGCUUGCUGUUUUAAUCGCAGUGUGGGUUUGAAAUUAAGUCAACGAAAAGAAAGUGGCAGAUUCACCAGGCAGGUCUCCGAAGCUGCAUAAGCUAUUGUCAUCACUGCUUUGUACUCUGUGUGAAAGCAUCUUUUUUUUUUCUUACAGUUUCGAGACCUUCAUGCUGAAGGCAACUUGCGGAAUGUGCAAACACAUGUGCAAGUUGUGAUGUACAUGUUGUACACGUGAUGUUCUUCCGAAUGUGUUCCCGAGUGCAUGCUAUAUGUGCCGAGUUUGCUGACAUCAAGGUACCAAAGAUAAAAAAAAAGAAGCUCAAUGAGCUGCAAUUUUCCUUGAAUCAGCCAGUAAAAGAGCUACGUGAACUAAAUUGGUGCCACAAUAAGUUGCAGGCAUCAUUGACGGUCAACGAAAAUACCACAUUUAGUGCCACUUUUGAAGCUCAAGGGAAGCCCAGUUCUCGAAAAACAUACACUGCUUGAAUGUUUUGAACUCUCCGAGACAGACUAUUUGAAACUGGAACAAUUCUUUUUUCUCCUCGUGUA
This is a messenger RNA of Dermacentor albipictus, 4048 nucleotides long. Its product is annotated as sister chromatid cohesion protein PDS5 homolog B-like. Gene Ontology annotation, biological process: mitotic sister chromatid cohesion; DNA repair. Gene Ontology annotation, cellular component: nucleus; chromatin. Lineage: Eukaryota; Metazoa; Arthropoda; Arachnida; Ixodida; Ixodidae. The record is from RefSeq and is a predicted model, not a curated record.